CCGUGUCCGGCCGUCCCGCGGCAGCAGCUGCGCGAACAUACCGGCAGCAAAGCGUUUUUCGUUCAGGCACCUCGACGGGCCUGGUAAUGUCUACUAGUACCGGUUCAGGCUACGGUUCAGGCGCCGAUAUCUGGCGCCGAUGCUGCGGCCGUCAGAGGAACCAAGACUCGACGUCGUCUGAGUCGCGCAGCUGCUGGACGCGGGUCAAAACGGACCAAUCAGAUGUCGCGUACUUCUGUGUAAUCAGACCAUUUUGAAAAAAACGAUGCGUCUCUCUUCGCUUCCGCUCGGACUCGCGGCGCUGGCCGUCGUGAGCGCGAUUGACGGCCGCCUUCCGUGCGACCGCGGUGUCCUCCUCGAGAAGGCCGGCGUCCAGACGCUAAAGACGUGCCUGGCGACGGCCAACUUGACGCUCGACACGCUCGACAAGGCACACGCCACAGCCCUCUGCGCCGUGCCAGCCUGCGUCAGCGUCGUCACGAUGGCAUCGACGACAACUACAUGUCCGAAUGGCCAAGACUACGCCGGUCUCUGCAACACGACGGCAGCGACGACACCAACAUCGACCACAGGCGCUUCGACGACGACCACGAGUCCCGCGACAACGCUGCCCACAUCAUCGGCGCCAACGUCCGCGCCCACCACCGGCACCCCAAAGACACCAGCGGUUGCACCUUCUAGUGCAUCGGCCAUGUCGCUGGCAACUGUUGUGGCCAUCACAUCAGCCAUUCUUCUCGUCUAAGGCGCGCGAAUGGCUUCGUAAAGUACCUUCGAGCGAAUCCGGUAAACGUGUGUAGUAAAAUGCACUUUGCACAA
Messenger RNA from Saprolegnia diclina VS20, 816 nucleotides. RefSeq lists its product as hypothetical. NCBI's taxonomy places the organism in Eukaryota, Oomycota, Saprolegniomycetes, Saprolegniales, Saprolegniaceae. The coding region runs from base 266 to 742 and encodes 158 amino acids. The transcript has a single exon. The record is from RefSeq and is a predicted model, not a curated record.